AGUCUCCGGCAGGAGGGCGUGGAUCCCGGUGCAAGCAAGAACAGGUCCAGUCUUCUCGAAACCAGUGCUGACAGCCGGAGCCAAGAGGCGGGUCUCGGUGGGCAGACUGACACCCGCGUGGAUCCUCCGAGAGCGGCCGGCAAGAAACUCCCCUGGAUCCUCCCAGAGCCCCUGGACUCUGCUCCUCCCUCUCCCCACUCCUCGGCAGCUUGGGGAGAAGUUUCCUGGAGGGAAGGUACCGGACCGAUCGGGGGUCGGAGGCGACUCAGGUGCUAUAAACUCUGAACAAUGAUCCUGUCGUAAUAGCAAGCAGAUCACAGUGGAGCUAAGGGGAACUUUAUUUACUGAGUUUCCAGGUUCUUCACAUUCUGCUCAGUCCUAAAGAAAAAGGAAGAGAGGCAUUACAUUUUCAAUCUUUCUGAACUUUCUCCUUCCUGAAGAGCUAUGGGGACACUUUUAAGUGGAAGAGGAUUAAUCACAUUUCUGAUUCUCCUCCUGUUAAAAUUGUCAACAGCAACUGAAAUACCACUCUCAGUUCCACAGGUUCCAACAAUCACUAAACAGUCCAAAGUGCAAGUUGCCUUUCCUUUCGAUGAAUACUUUCAAAUUGAAUGCGAAGCAAAAGGAAAUCCUCCACCCAUGUUUACUUGGACCAAGGAUGACAAGCCUUUCGAUCUUUCUGACCCUCGGAUAAUCGUGUCGAACCAUUCUGGAACAUUUAAGAUCCCAAAUGAGGGGCACAUAGCUCACUUUCAAGGGAAAUACCGCUGUUUUGCGUCCAAUAAACUAGGAGUGGCUAUGUCAGAAGAAAUAGAAUUCAUAGUUCCAGGUGUUCCCAAAUUCCCGAAAGAAAAAAUUGACCCUCUGGAGGUGGAGGAAGGAGACCCCAUUGUCCUCCAGUGCUCUCCUCCCAAAGGUCUCCCACCCCUACACAUUUACUGGAUGAACAUAGAAUUAGAACACAUCGAACAGGAUGAAAGAGUGUACAUGAGUCAAAAGGGAGAUCUCUACUUUGCAAACGUGGAAGAAAAAGACAGUCGGAACGAUUACUGUUGCUUUGCUGCAUUUCCAAGAUUAAGGACGAUCGUCCAAAAGAUGCCCAUGAAGCUAACAGUGAACAGUUUAAAGCAUGCUAAUGACUCAAGUUCAUCCACAGAAAUUAGUUCCAAGGCCAAUUCCAUCAAGCAGAGGAAGCCUCGCCUGCUGCUGCCUCCCCUGGACAGUGGGGGCGAGUCCUCGGUGGCCGUCCUCAGAGGGGACACCCUGCUGCUGGAGUGUUUUGCCGAGGGCCUACCAACUCCACAGGUGGAAUGGACCAAACUGGGUGGUGAUUUGCCCAAGGGAAGAGUAGGGAAAGAGAAUCACGGCAAGACCUUGAAGAUAGAGAACGUCUCCUACCAGGACAAAGGAAAUUACCGCUGCGUGGCCAGCAACGUCCUGGGAACAGCCGGUCACGAUUUCCAUGUCAUCGUAGAAGAGCCUCCACGCUGGACCAAGAAGCCUGAGAGUCGUGUGUACAGCACAGGGAGCAGCGGUAUCCUGCUCUGUGAGGCGGAGGGGGAACCGCAGCCCACCAUCAAGUGGAGAGUCAACGGCUUCCCGGUUGACAAUCAUCCAUUCUCUGGCGAUGUCAUCUUCCCCAGGGAAAUCAGUUUCACCAACCUGCAGCCCAAUCACACUGCUGUGUACCAGUGCGAGGCCUCCAACGUUCAUGGAACCAUCUUGGCCAACGCCAACAUCGAUGUCGUAGAUGUUGUUCCAUUGAUCCAAACCAAAGAUGAAGAAAAUUAUGCUACGGUGGUUGGCUACAGUGCUUUCUUACACUGUGAGUUCUUUGCUUCCCCGGAGGCAAUAGUGACCUGGGAGACGGCGGAUGAAGCCCAGCCUCUGGAGGGUAGUCGGUACCACGUUCACAGAAAUGGCACGUUACAGAUCAACAGAACCACCGAAGAAGAUGCAGGAUCCUACUCUUGUUGGGUAGAAAAUGCUUUAGGAAAAACAGCAGUCACAGCCAACUUGGAUAUUAGAAAUGCUACAAAACUCAGCGUUUCUCCUAAGAACCCUCGUGUUCCCAGAUCACACGUGCUGGAGUUACACUGUGAGAGCGUAUGUGACUCGCAUCUGAAGCACAGUUUGAGACUGUCCUGGAGCAAAGAUGGGGACGCCUUCGAAUUUAAUGGUACAGAAGAUGGCAGGAUAAUUAUUGAUGGAGCCAAUCUGACCAUAUCUAAUGUCACUUUGGAGGACCAAGGCAAUUAUUCCUGUUCUGCUCAGACUGCUCUGGAUAGCGUGGCUGAGAUGACUCAAGUCACUGUCCUUGAUGCUCCGGAUCCCCCAGAGAACCUUCACUUGUCUGAAAGACAGAACAGGAGCGUCCGGCUGUCCUGGCAAGCUGGAGAUGACCACAACAGCAAUAUCAGUGAGUAUAUCAUAGAAUUUGAAGGAAACAGGGAGGAACCCGGCAGGUGGGAGGAGCUGACUAGAGUCCCAGGAAAGGAGACAACAGCCCUGUUACCUCUGGCCCCGUACGUGAGAUACCAGUUCAGGGUCGUCGCCGUGAAUGAGGUUGGGAGAAGUCAACCUAGCCGGCCAUCGGAGCAUCAUGACACACCUCCGGCAGCUCCAGACAAGAAUCCACAAAACAUAAGGGUGGAAGCCUCUCAGCCCAAGGAGAUGAUCAUCAAAUGGGAGCCUUUGAAAUCCAUGGAGCAGAAUGGGCCAGGCCUGGAGUACAGAGUGUCCUGGAAGCCAAAGGGAGCCUCAGAGGAGUGGGAAGAGGAAACGGUCACAAACCACACGUUGCGGGUGAUGACAGCUACUGUCUAUGCGCCUUAUGACGUACAAGUUCAAGCUGUCAAUCAACUUGGUGCUGGACCUGAGCCUCAGUCAGUGACUCUUUAUUCUGGAGAAGACUAUCCUGAUACAGCUCCAGCGAUCCAUGGUGUGGACAUUAUAAACAGCACAUUAGUGAAAGUGUCCUGGUCAACAAUCCCCAAGGACAGGGUGCACGGACAUCUGAAAGGCUAUCAGAUAAAUUGGUGGAAAACGAAGAGUCUGUUGGAUGGAAGAGCACAUCCCAAAGAAGUGAACAUCCUAAGAUUCUCAGGACAGAGAAACUAUGGCAUGGUUCCCUCCCUAGAUCCCUUCAGUGAAUUUCACUUGACAGUCUUAGCCUAUAAUUCCAAAGGAGCUGGGCCAGAGAGUGAGCCUUAUAUAUUUCAGACGCCGGAAGGAGUACCUGAACAACCAGCUUUUCUCAAAGUCAUCAAAGUCGAUAAAGACACUGCUACUUUGUCCUGGGGACUACCUAAGAAACUAAAUGGAAACUUAACUGGCUAUCUAUUACAGUACCAGAUAAUCAACGACACCUCUGAGAUUGGAGAAUUAAAUGCUAUCAACAUCACGACUCCAGCAAAGCCCAGCUGGCGUCUCUCAAACCUCAAUGCAACUACCAAGUACAAGUUCUACUUGAGGGCUUGCACCUCCAAAGGCUGCGGCAAACCCAUCACGGAGGAGAGCGCCACCCUGGGAGAAGGGAGUGAAGGUGUCAGGAAGAUAACAGAAGGAGUAAAUCUUACUCAAAAGAUUCACCCCGUAGAGGUAUUUGAGCCGGGAGCGGAACAUAUAGUUCACCUAAUGACUAAGAAUUGGGGUGAUAACGAUAGCAUUUUUCAAGAUGUAAUUGAGACGAGAGGGAGAGAAUAUGCUGGCUUGUACGAGGACAUCUCCACUCAGGGCUGGUUUAUUGGACUGAUGUGUGCUGUUGCCCUCCUCACGCUAAUGCUGUUGACUGUCUGCUUUGUGAAGAGGAAUAAAGGGGGCAAGUAUUCCGUGAAAGAAAAGGAAGAUUUACACCCAGAUCCGGAAGUUCAGUCUGUGAAAGAUGAAACUUUUGGUGAAUACAGCGACAGUGAUGAGAAACCUCUUAAAGGAAGCCUCCGGUCCCUCAACCGGGAUAUGCAGGCCACAGAAAGUGCUGACAGCUUGGUCGAGUAUGGAGAAGGAGACCACGGUCUCUUCAAUGAAGAUGGAUCGUUCAUUGGCGCUUACACUGGAUCCAAGGAGAAGGGAUCAGUGGAGAGCAACGGAAGUUCCACGGCCACAUUCCCGCUGCGAGCAUGAAAGCUGCACCCGCGACCCAGCCCACCCCCACCUUCCAUAGUCGUCUGUCCAAGGGAGCAAGAACUUUCAGGGAGGGGUAGAAACAAGUCGGCAGAUGGCAUCCAGAAAACACCCACAUGCCGCGGAUGGGUGGAGAGGAAGAUGAAACACCAAACACUUCAGGCCAUGUUUGAUUUUUGCUUUUCUUUCCAGGUGCUCAAAAUGCAGAACACACAACAGAUCCUGUGUUUAGAUCCACCUCAAGUGAAUCCAAAGCACCCCCUGAGCACCCCGCAUCCACCCCAUCUUCCUGUUCAGUGUGUGCAGUGAUUGGCUGCCUUUGGGUUUAUCUCUGUGUACACAUUUAUUGUGUUCAGUCUCUGAGAACUGUCUAGUGACUUGGCUUCACGGCAGGUUAAAAGAUCCUAAGCACACCAGUUAUUUAAAAAUGUAAAAAGAAAUAUGAAUAUCUUAUUAAAACGGUUCCUGGAAUAUAUACAGUCUAAAUUUAUUAUUUAAAUUUUAGUAGCAAAAGUCUUAGGUGAAAAAGCAAUGAGUAUUUAUUGAAUUCCUAACUCUUUGCCCAGAGAUGGUCAUGUUUAAAUAGAGUUAUAGUGUUUUUAAUUUUGGUAUAAUUUUUUAAAAAGUUUUUGUCCGUUAUAACAUUCACAAGCAUCUUCGUUUCUCGUUUAUUUUUUAUCUUUAUUUUAUUUUAUUUUUCUGGCACUAACUUCAGCUUGAAAGUCGCAGUGGUCACAAGGUUAUUGUGAAGAAGAACAGGUGUAAUGUGUCCCUGGUUCUGGAUUCUAGUAGGUAUUUCUAUUUAAUUUCUUCAUUUCCAAGUUGAUCAGUUUGACCUUUUUUCUUUAUGUGAUGGUAUACUUGCAUAUAUUUCAUGAAUGCAUUGUACAUAUUAUGUUAAUAUUUCCACAAUUUAAAAAAUAGAUGUGUUUUAUUUUGGAGUUGGAAAAAGAACCUGAACAGGCAUGCCUAUACAGAUAGAAUAUAUAGUUAGUUGCCGUCUUCCCUAUUCCAAGCUCCUGCCAGUAACCUGAGCUUCCUGAAGAUUUUGUAUGAAGCCUUUGGGUUUUAUUCUUUUACCGUGUUUUACCAACAGUCUCCAAAUAAAAGCUCAUAUAAAUAUUGAGGGCAAUGUUUUCCUAUUUUUCAAAAUAAAUUUUUGUUGUUCAGUGUUCUCCUGUCCCAGUCCCCCAACAAAGAAAAACUAUUGAGAGUGGACAUUCCUAUAUGUAGAUGUGUCUAAAUCACAUUUUAAAUGCAUUUAUAGUGAGAUUUUUUUUUUUCCUUCUCUGUAUUUUCCUUCUUUCAAAGUCAGUGCAAAUUCAGGGGAUUUAUUUCCUGGCAUGUGGGCUACUAGUCCUUUGAAAAUAAUAUAUGGAAAUGUUUUAGAAGUGGUAUGAAGGACUGUUCACACAGAUCAGUAAACUUGAGUGUUCAACUUCACGUUUAAUAGAAACAUUUUUAACCUCACCCUGAAAGAAUUAAGUAUUUAAAGGAAAUUGAUUCACAGAUGUUACUUUAUUUUUUAAACUAUAAUUAUUUAAUGUGUACUGUUAAUUCUCAAACUUUGGUUUAUGUGAUCCAUUAUGUAUCUGGGGGACCCAACCCAGAGACAUUGAUAUUGGCUGAGGAAGUCAUGUGCAUGGAGUAAUUGUGUUUUUAAUUGUGUGUCCUGCAAACACACUGGCAGGAGAUGCAAGUCUUGCUUAAAACCCUCUUUCCUGGGCUGGGAAUCGACCACCCCCCUGGAAGUAAACAUCCAGAGGGGCAGAUAUCUGGUCCCCCACCCAUGUGAUUGCAAGGGUCCUCGCAUCUGUCAGUGCAGCUUGAGGGCAUCACCAGCUGAUUUCUAAGGCACAGCUUUCAUGGAAGGGGAAUCCUCACGUACUGAUUUAUCGGAGAGGCAUUGGUGAUGCUCAGCUUCUGACCAGGUAAACUCUCUGGAACUCUCAAUUCUGCCAUUAUUGAAUUCCUCUCCUUAACCAUCCACUGAGAAGUGGUUUUAAGAAGAUCUUGUGGGUUGGAAAUAAUGUCCAAAGGGUGAGAAGUAGCUCCAUUAGAAAUGUUAUGAUCUUAAGUCAGAAGUGAAUGCACAUAUUGAAAUGUUGGUUCUUCUCAGACUUCAUUGUUCUUUAGCUGAGAACAAUGUGCCUAAUUAUCUUCUCAGAGUGGUCGAAACUGACAGACAUGUUGGUUCACGCCUGUCUUGUGCACUGUCUGUUGCCUCUUCUCAAUACAAUUCGGCUUUUCCUAGAAACCUUCUUCAUGACAGUCCAUGACUUGCCCUGGUUUUAUAUAUGAAAUUAUAUUAUUUAUGUGUUUUAAGAAUCAGGAUCAGUUUUAAAUGAAAAAAAAAUCAAGUAGGUUAAAGUGGAUUUUAUUCUUUUCCUUCAGAAAAUGAGUAACAGAAUCUGUGAUAUGCACUGUUGGUUAUACAUAGGCAAUAAUUAUUUGCAAAAUGCCCACUGUAAGAGCAGCCAGUACCUAGAAUUCUGUCCUUCAUUGGGUUUACUUUCUCUGGCAUACUGUCCGUGUGACUUUAAUGUGAUCGAGUGCAUAUAAUCUCAAGGAUUGUGGAUGGGGACAGCCUCCCAGAGAGCCUGUCCAAGGGCCAAGCAAAUCCUUCUCUUCUUCCUGGUUCCAGCAUCUGAUUUUGUACAUCAACUUAGACAAGUUGCUUAACUCCUUUGCUUCAAACUCUCAACUACAAAGUGCUAAUGAUCUUUGUCACAGGGUGUUCUUUUUUAUGAAUAUAAAUUUGCAAGUGAUAAAAGCUAAGAUGCCUUUUAACUUCAUCAACAAACCUGUAAUGAAUUAUGUAAUCUAAAAGUCACUCCCCACACACCAACUCAACAUUUUUCCUGCAAGCACAUAAAUAUAUUUUUAUAGAAGAACAACUCUACAGAAAAAAAAAAUAAAAUAAAAUAAAUCUACUGCUCACUGAGUGGUACGAUUUGCACAUGCCAUUGAAAAUUAUUAAUCAGAAGAAAAUUAAGCAGGGUCUUUGCUAUACGAAAGUGUUUUUCCACUAAUUUUGCAUGCAUAUUUAUAAGAAAAUGUGAAUUUGGUGAAUUUAUUCUGUUGGUAUAAAGGCAUCUGAUAUUUUAGAUGUACCCAUGUUUAUAAAAGUGUAGAGCACAAUGAAAUUAUGCUGGAAGUCGCAAAUAAUAUUUUUUCCUAUUUUAUAUUCAUGGAAGAGAUGAGCUAAAGAGAAAACAAUAAUGAGAAUGUUGGUGUGUUUUUCUAAGCAUCUGAAACGUAAAUUGCCAAUUGAAACCCUAAAGAUGUUUACAUGCCUUUAAGAUAUCAUUCUUGUAACAGUUUUAAAUUGAUUAUCAUGGGAUUGGGUUUGUAAUCUGUGGUAGUCCAUAUCCUGGUGUUCCUAUAGUGUAAUAAGGAGGGCUGAGCCAAAGCUUAUUUUAUUUUGUAUCCUAAAUUGUUUGAUUACAUCAUCAGAAGAGAUAAGGGUAGAUAGAGGAGGUUCCUCCCCAAUUUCCAUUUUUUUUUUUACUUAGGUCAAUAUUCACAGUAGAACUUUAUUGAAAUGUGUUUGUAUUGUAGGUGGUGUUUGUAUUAUGCUUCUGACUAUGUAUGGUUCAAAAAUAUUUUCACUACACAUGAAUUCAGCUUUCAAAAUAAAAGUUCAACUUCAUGUACUCUA
Sciurus carolinensis (gray squirrel) is the source of this 7783-nucleotide messenger RNA. RefSeq names its product cell adhesion molecule L1 like (gene Chl1). Lineage: Eukaryota; Metazoa; Chordata; Mammalia; Rodentia; Sciuridae. The transcript is spliced from 28 exons. The record is from RefSeq and is a predicted model, not a curated record. Gene Ontology annotation, molecular function: cell-cell adhesion mediator activity. Gene Ontology annotation, biological process: brain development; cell-cell adhesion. Bases 445 to 4122 code for a protein of 1225 amino acids.